AUGGCUGGCGCGGAGCCCUCCCUGGCCCGCCAGCGCGAGCCGCUGGUGGUAGCAGGUUCAGAGGUGGUGGGUCGCAGCCUGGCCAUCUGGUCGGCCCAGCUCAUGGAAUGGCCCAAGGCUGUGAUUACCGGGCACGACCCCGCCACGGGGCGGCAUGCCAUCAAGUACCGGGGCAGGGCAGGGCCCGAGACGACCGAGACCUGGGUCAAUCUGGCUCGCACCCGGUUCCAGUGGGUGGGCAAGCCUCCCCCCGGCGCAGCCCCCAACCCGUCGGCCAAGAGCGCGCCCCCCGACGAGGCCCUCGUGGGCUGCAGGGUCAAGGUCUUCUGGCCGGGCAUGGCCAAAUGGUACCUCGGAAAGGUCGUGGGGUUUGACGCCAAGACCCGGCAGCACAGCAUCAAGUAUCGGGACGGCGAUGCGCAGCACCUCACCCUGCGGCACGAGGCGGUGCAGGCAUACCAGCGCAGCAGGUACACCCUGGCCCGCCCCUCGGCCUUCAGCCGGCGCCAGCAGUCACUGAGCAGGCUGGCGGCCGGCUCGGUCGCCGCGCUGGGCACGCUGGGCCGGCUGUGCUCCACCGCCGUGGGAGGGGGGGCCGGCACGGGAACCCCGCGCGCCACCGACCUCCCCGUCCGCAUCUACCUCUCCGCCUCCUCCUGCAGCGGGGACGAGGGAGCGCAGGCCACGCUGCGUGCUCUCUGCGGCCUCGCCCCGGCAGGGUCUGGCGCUGCCACGCAUGGCCGAGGAGGGAGCGACAGCCCGAGCUCGCCGGAGCGCGGCGUCUCGCUGGGAGCCAGCCCCGGCGACUCGGCAGGCGGCCAGCCGGCGCAGCGCCCCUCCCCCUUUGCAUCGCCUGGACAGCCUGCACUGGCGGGCUCUGACACGGAGGAGGAGGAGGAGGAUGCCCUGGAUCAGCUGAGGGUGGCAGGCCUCGUCAAGGAGGAGGAGGAGCUGCCGCAGGUCCUCCCCCAGAUCCCUGUGGGUGCACGUUCUACCGCCGUCGCGUCCUGA
Messenger RNA from Auxenochlorella protothecoides, 1011 nucleotides. Its product is annotated as Histone-lysine N-methyltransferase ATX2. The coding region runs from base 1 to 1011 and encodes 336 amino acids. NCBI's taxonomy places the organism in Eukaryota, Viridiplantae, Chlorophyta, Trebouxiophyceae, Chlorellales, Chlorellaceae. The transcript is spliced from 4 exons. The record is from RefSeq and is a predicted model, not a curated record.